GUCUGCACAGAUGCGCACGUGUGCGCCACUGUUGCCGCGUCAUCGUCAGUCCGAAAAACGUUUCGAGUAAUUCGGUGCGCCCCUCGCUAAUCAAGCAGAUUCGGUGGGAAAUUGGCACGUGUUCGAGUGUUUGCCCGACGGUUUGAGAGUGAUAUGAGAUAAUUAUUAUGGUUGUAAAUUACGCGAAGUUUUACGUUGCGGGUUUGUUGAUAAUGAUUGCAGAUGUGUUAAGUUUGAAAAAUGUAAAACUAACUAUCGAACCGCAAAUCGUGCAAUAUCUCAGCCAUUCGACACUUCGAUGUUUCUACGACUUGGAAGACGAUAUUUUGUAUUCGGUCAAAUGGUACAGAGGGCUGCAUGAAUUUUACAGAUACACUCCGAGGGAACAUCCCAGCACGAAAGUUUUCCCAUUCGAAGGCAUAACGGUCGAUGAAAGUAACUCAAAUUCUACCCAGGUAGUACUUAGAAGUAUAGAAUUCAACUUAUCAGGAAACUUCAGCUGUGAGAUUACAACUGAUUUGCCUCAUAUGGUUACGGGAAUUGAUACACAAUGGAUGAUAGUAAUACAACUUCCCGAAUUUUCUCCACAAAUCAGCGUUGGAAGGAAUGUAUUGGAUAGCGGAGAUGUUCUCCGUGCCAAUUGCUCAAGUCCACCAUCUAGACCGCCAGUUACUCUUCAGUUUAAAUUAAACGAUUUAAUGGUUGCCCAGAAUGAUCCCUUUCCAUUCAGAAAAACACAAGAAAAAUCAUGGAGUGACCUAUCCCUGGACCUACUCCUGAGUGACAUUCAUUUUGAUAAUGGAAGAUUGGUACUGAGGUGUAUAGCGGUACUACCUGAUAUCUAUUACGAUGAAGUUGAACUAGAACUAGAAAGUGCCCGAAAUCCCGUACCACAAAGAGUUAGGGGACUAAGCGGAGUUAGGAAACCUACCACUCCAACAAUGCUACCGUACAUCCUGCUUUGUUAUAUUUUGUUAAGGAUGUCAUUCCUGUGUUAGUUUCAUUGGCUAAUUUGUAAGUUUUAGUUGUUAAGAAUAUUUUCAGUUUUAUUUUGCUCCACAGUCGAUAAACGCAAUAAUUCCGUAAUUUUUUUAUUUUAAAUUUAUUAUUCUAUUUUAUUAAAACAUCAAAGUAUACAGGGUGUAGCAAGCUGAGCGUGCAUUAGAAGUUUCAAUGAACUACAAUAUCUAGGUUGGAGAUUUUUUGCACAUCAUUGUUUCAUAACGAGAUCACACAAGAAAAUUAUAAUAAAUCGAAAAAAAUUAUGAC
This is a messenger RNA of Sitophilus oryzae (rice weevil), 1269 nucleotides long. RefSeq lists its product as uncharacterized. The record is from RefSeq and is a predicted model, not a curated record. Bases 168 to 998 code for a protein of 276 amino acids. Lineage: Eukaryota; Metazoa; Arthropoda; Insecta; Coleoptera; Curculionidae. The transcript is spliced from 6 exons.